AUGAAGAUUACGAAGUUAUUUAGUGAAAAGUAUGUUCUAUAUUAUAGGAAUGAAAUAUUGUUUAGAAAUAUUAUUCAUCGAUAUGCUUCGACCGGCAUAAACAAAUUUUCGAAUUGUAUACCCACAAGUGAAAUAAAAAUAGAUAUAGAGAAAUAUUGGAAGGAAAAAGUUAACCUGCACAAAUAUGAUGAAACAGAUAACACAAGAAAGAAAUGUUAUAUAUUAUCAAUGUUUCCAUAUCCUUCUGGAGCACUUCAUAUGGGUCAUGUAAGAGUUUAUACAAUAAGUGAUACUGUUUCUCGUUUUUAUAGGAUGCAAGGAUAUAAUGUCCUUCAUCCAAUGGGUUGGGAUGCAUUUGGAUUACCUGCUGAAAAUGCUGCAAUGGACAAACAAAUUCAUCCAGUUACAUGGACACAGGAAAAUAUUAACAAUAUGAGAGCUCAAUUAAAUUCAUUAAAUUAUGCCUUUGAUUGGGAUAGAGAAUUUGCUACAUGUGACCCAGAAUAUUAUAAGUGGACACAAGCAUUAUUUUUAAAACUCUUUGAGAGAGGUUUAGUUUAUAGGAAAGAAGCAUUUGUUAAUUGGGAUCCUAUUGAUGAAACUGUAUUAGCUGAGGAACAAGUUGAUGAAAAUAAUUGUUCCUGGAGAUCAGGGGCUAAAGUAGAAAAAAGGUUGUUAAAUCAGUGGUUUAUUAGAACUACAGCAUUUGCUAAGUCAUUGUUUGAAGGGUUAAACAAUCCUAUAUUAAAAGAAUGGGCUGAUGUUAUAAAAAUGCAACAACAUUGGAUAGGUGAAUGUAAUGGCAGUAGUUUUGAAUUACAAGUGAUAGGAAACAUUCCACACUAUCCAAAAGCAAUAAAUGUUUGGACUAAUUAUCCAGAAUUUAUCGAAUAUGCAAAGUUUAUUGCAGUAUCUCCAAACAGCUUAUUAAAUAGACCAGAAUAUUGUAAAGAUGUAGCAGAAGGAAUAAAAGUUAUAGAUGCCAAAGUACUAAAUCCAUUCAAUGAAAAUGAGUUACCAAUAUUUGUGACAGAUAAAGUUCAGUUUCAAAAUUUUAGAGAUACUUAUAUUGGUAUACCUUCUGCAUCAAUGGAUGAUUUUCAAUUUUCUGAUAUAGUUGGAAUUGAAUUCACACGGCAUUCAAUAAGAAGUUAUGAAGAACAACAGUCAAAAUUAUUAGAAGUGUUAUCUAAAGCAAAAAAAUGGAAAAUUGGUGGUUAUCCAGUUAGUUCAAGAUUGCAAGAUUGGUUGAUAUCUAGACAAAGGUAUUGGGGCACACCUAUUCCAAUUAUUCAUUGUUCAAACUGUGGUGCUCAGCCAGUACCACAUGAUCAACUUCCUGUAAUUCUACCAAAUAUAUCCUUUUCAUCUUCAAACAAAAAGUCUACAUUAUGUGAAGCUAAAGAUUGGUUGAAUACUUCUUGUCCUAAAUGUGGAGGAAAAGCAGUUAGAGAGUCAGACACAAUGGAUACAUUUGUAGAUAGUUCAUGGUAUUAUUUGAGAUAUGUUGAUCCAAAAAAUACGAAAGAAAUGUUUGCAGUUGAUAAAGUGAAAGAGAUAUUUCCUGUUAAUCUUUAUAUAGGUGGAAAAGAACAUGCUGUACUGCACUUAUAUUAUGCUAGAUUUAUAAGUCACUUCUUACAUUCAGAAGGACUUUUACCCUGUACAGAACCAUUUAAGCAAUUACUUGUGCAAGGUAUGGUGUUUGGCAAAACAUAUCAAGUACAGAGUACAGGAAAAUAUUUGAAAUCAGAUGAAGUGGAAGAAAAGGCAGGGCAGUGUAUAGAGAAAAGUACUAAAGAACCAGUAAUAAUCACCUGGGGAAAAAUGUCUAAAUCAAGAUAUAAUGGUGUUGAACCUCUUGAAGUGGUAAAUGAGUAUGGAAUUGAUACAACUAGAUUAAUUAUAUUAGCUGAUCAAGCGCCAACCUCGGUUAAGUAUUGGAAUCAUAAAACCGUGCCGGGAAUAUUAAAUUGGCAAGACCGUUUAUGGAAAACAGUAAACAAAUUUGUAGCCUAUCGUAAUAGCACAACUUUGGAAGAAUUUCAAGCAGAACCUACUCAUCCUAAAUUUGCAGAAGAGGAUGCAUAUCUGUUUGAUAGUCGAAAUUAUUUCUUAAAGAAUGUAACUUUUAAUAUAACUGGAUCCCAGCAAUUGAGUGUUGCAAUAUCAAGAAUGCAAGGACUCACAAACAGCUUACGCAAAGUAUCGAUACAAUGCAUGCAAAAAAGUCGUGAAUACGAACGUGCAUUAGCAGUACAAAUUAUAAUGCUUGCACCAUUUGCGCCGCAUUUUGCUUCGGAGUUGUGGGCCGCAUUUUCUUCAGUAAAACAUCAUCUGAUAAGUGAAAAUGAAGUAAAAUUAGAUAAGGAUGUAAUGGAACAAAGUUGGCCAGAAAUAGAUAAUAAUUACAAACUUGUUUUGGAAAUCAUGAUAAAUGGUGCACGGUAUAAGAAGAUCAAAAUACCCAAAUAUGAAAUGGAUAAGUUGACACUUGCAGAAGCUCUUGAUUUAAUAGAGAAUGAACCAGAUGUCCAGAAACGUUUAAAAAAUCACAAGAUUGUUGACUCUAAACUUCUUUCAAGGGAAGGCUGUGAUUCAAAAUUAGACAUUUCAAUAAAAAAAUGCAUAGAAACUGUGGUAACAUGA
Molecule: messenger RNA, 2649 nt
Organism: Habropoda laboriosa
Lineage: Eukaryota; Metazoa; Arthropoda; Insecta; Hymenoptera; Apidae
Gene: LeuRS-m
Product: probable leucine--tRNA ligase, mitochondrial
Exons: 7
Coding region: 1-2649 (882 amino acids)
Biological process (GO): mitochondrial translation; leucyl-tRNA aminoacylation
Cellular component (GO): mitochondrion
Molecular function (GO): ATP binding; leucine-tRNA ligase activity; aminoacyl-tRNA deacylase activity
Source: RefSeq, a predicted model, not a curated record